Molecule: messenger RNA, 3542 nt
Organism: Fukomys damarensis (Damara mole-rat)
Lineage: Eukaryota; Metazoa; Chordata; Mammalia; Rodentia; Bathyergidae
Gene: Tmc5
Product: transmembrane channel like 5
Exons: 21
Coding region: 276-3143 (955 amino acids)
Cellular component (GO): plasma membrane
Molecular function (GO): mechanosensitive monoatomic ion channel activity
Source: RefSeq, a predicted model, not a curated record
CAAUGACCUCUGAAAAGAACUUUGCUCUUCUUUAUUGCGCUGAUGACAGCACAAUGACUGGAAGGCAGAAUCGGCUUCAGGAAGAAACGCACUCUCUGGAGGCCAAGUCAGGCUUUAUGUUUGCAAACCCGGCGCGUGGGGGCCUUGGGCACAGCUGCAGCAGUGACAUCGAGGGUGCAGACAGACCUGCGCGUUAACAGAUUAAGGAAAAGAUCGUUGAGUGACUGCAAAUGUGGGAAGGUCAUAACACUCUGGAGUAAAGAAUCUGGACCAGCAUGUCUGCCUACUACAGGAGUAACAGCUAUGAGAGGGGCACAGAUUACCCCGACUAUUCAAGGUCUCAGGACCGUAAGAAGGAGUAUUUGAAAACUCAGGGUUAUCCAGUCUUUCCAGGUUCUCUGAACAAUCCAGACUCUCCCAGCCCCAGGAGCAAUGCACAUUCUGCAGGAUCCAGAACAAACCCAGACCUUCCUGAGCCUAUAGGAGAACCAGAUUAUCCUGGAUCUCCAAAUUCUCCAGAUUAUCACCGCCCCAGGAAUAAUCCCUAUUCUGAAGACUACAGGACAAGUCCAGACUAUCACAAGUCUCUUCCAGAGCUUGAUUAUAUUGAAUACCAGAGUGAUCCACACCACUUGGGCUCACUCAGAGAGCCAGACUACCCUGGAGCUAAAGGCAACCGCCCUAGCCACAGAGCCGAUUUUAACCAUUCAGGCUCUAGAAGGAAUCUAGGCUUUGGUGGUUCCAGAAUCAGUCCAUACACAGACUCUCUGGGUGAGCCUGAUUAUCCAGGUACUGAGAAUCAACCCAACUCUCCCCACUCUUUUGGGGACCCAGACUAUCCUCGUGCUGUGGACCAUCAGAAUUCUCCAGAUGUCUGGGGGACACCUGAUUACCCAGGUGCUAAGGAUGGUCAUGGUUAUAGUUCUUCUGAGACCUGGAAAAUGACCAAGGGGGGUAAUGGCCCCUUGGGCCUCCUUGGAGGAGAGAAUGAAAAUUACCCUGAAAACAUUGAAAUGACAUCUGUGAAGAUGGCCAAUCCAUACGGCCACUCUCUACCAGGUGCUCCAGGAAACGGCUAUGUGAACCCUGCUUUUAUGGGAGAAAAUAGCCCUCUCCACGAUAAUGGAACCCUCCCGUCAUCCAGAUGUGAUUGGCACGAGUCAUCUCAAGGGCAAAAGUUAAUUGCAUCCCUGAUACCCAUGACAUCUAGAGAGAGAAUUAAAACCAUCAGGAACCAGCCAAGGACCAUGGAGGAGAAAAGGAAGCUUAGGAACAUAGUUGACAAAGAGAAAAGUAAACAGUCCCAUCGCACGCUCCGGCUCAAGUGCUGUGCUCAGUAUCUGAACUCCUUUUCUCGGGGUUAUCGGAGAUCCAAGAACAGUCUUUCCGAGCUCCUCAGUUCCAUCAGCUUGUGGCAGAAGACGCUCAAGGUCAUCGGAGGCAAGUUUGGAACCAGCGUCCUCUCCUAUUUCAACUUCCUGAGGUGGCUUUUGAAGUUCAACAUCUUCUCCUUCGUCUUGAACUUUAGCUUCAUCAUAAUCCCUCAGCUUACGGUGGCUGAAAGGAACACGCAGCAGUUCACCGGGCAGGAAUUUCUCACUGGGGCGGGCUACUUCACAAAAACAGUGAUGUACUAUGGCUUUUACACCAAUUCAACAAUCAGGCACGGGAGCAGUGGGGCGGCCUAUGACAUGCAGCUGGCCUACAUCUUCACAGUCGCCGCAUGCCUGGUCAUCUGCUUCUUCAGUUUGCUUUACAGCAUGGCCACGUAUUUCCGGAACAACUUCAUUAACCCUCACAUUUACUCCAGAGGGAUCGCUAAACUUAUCUUCUGCUGGGACUUCACUGUCACUCACGUAAAAGCUGUGAAGCUAAGGCAGAAGAACCUCAGCACGGAGAUAAGGGAGAACUUGUCGGAGAUCCUCCACGAGAAUGUCAAGUUCACAUUCCGCCAGCGGCUGGCCCGCUUUUCUGCUCACCUGGCAGCCUGGCUUGUCUCAACGGGAAUGGCUGGCGCCUGCUGUGCAGCUGUGUAUUACCUGGCUCAGUACAACUCUGAGUUCCUGAGGACGCACAGGGACCCCUGGGCAGUGCUGUUACUGCCUUUUGUGGUGUCCUGCAUCAAUUUGAUCGUGCCGCGCCUCUACUCCAUGUUUGGGCUGGUGGAGAAGUACGAGAUGCCCCGGCACGAAGUGUACAACCUCCUGAUCCGCAACAUCCUUCUAAAAAUGUCAGUCAUCGGAAUUCUCUGUCACUAUUGGCUCAACACUGUGGCGCUAUCUAACGGAGAGUGCUGGGAAACUGUCAUUGGCCAGGAGAUCUACCGGCUCCUUCUGAUGGAUUUCAUGUUCUCUCUGGCUGACUCCUUCCUGGGCGAGUUUUUGAGGAGGAUCAUUGGGAUGCGAUUCAUCACAAGUCUUGGCUUACAGGAGUUUGACAUUGCCAGGAAUGUUCUAGAACUGAUCUAUGCACAAACGCUGGUGUGGAUUGGGAUCUUCUUCUGCCCUCUGCUGCCCUUUAUCCAAAUGAUUACUCUGUUCAUCAUGUUUUAUGUAAAAAACAUCAGCCUGAUGAUGAACUUCCAGCCUCCGAGCAAAGCCUGGCGGGCCUCCCAGAUGAUCACAGUCUUCAUCUUCUUGCUCUUCUUCCCUUCCUUCACCGGAGUGCUGUGCACCCUGGCCAUCACCAUCUGGAGAUUGAAGCCUUCGGCUAAUUGCGGCCCCUUCCGAGGCCUGCCUCUCUUCAUUCAGUCCAUCUAUCUUUGGAUCGACACCCUGCGUAGGAAGCCUGGCUACAUGUGGGUGGUCUGGAUCUAUCAGAACCUCAUCGACAGUGUGCACUUCUUUUUCAUCCUCACUCUCAUCGUGCUAAUCAUCACCUAUCUUUACUGGCAGAUCACAGAGGGAAGGAAGGUUAUGAUCAGGCUGCUCCACGAACAGAUCAUUAACGAGGGCAAAGAUAAGAUGUUCCUGAUAGAAAAGUUGACCAAACUGCAAGACAUGGAGAAGAGGGCAAACCCCAGCGCACUUAUUCUGGAGAGGAGAGAGAUGGAGCAACAAGGCCCUGUGCAUUUGGGGGAAUGUAGUGCUGCUGCUGACCUGCGAUUUAGGCGAUCCACUCAAGAAGAUAAUUUAAGGGCCUGAUGACUAUUGUGGUGGCCAGACAGACAUCAAGCCAAUAAGGAAAGAAGAUUAAGAUGGGACAGAUUCUUCCACGACACCUGAGCCUCGAGAAGCUUGUGGAAGAGAAUCCAAGCCUUUAGCAGGGAGUGGUAAACUAACCCACACUAUCAAUGCCAAAGUGAAAUUGGGCAUGCUCUGCUACCUUUCAAACCUGGAUUGAUGUUUUCAAGACAACAUAAUUGGGAUUUUCCAGUAAACUGUUGAAAUGGUAAAUUUAACCCAGAAAAUGUGGGAAAGAUAUAAUCUGAAACUGAUGUACUUUGUCUUUGAGAAAUGUGUCUGAAUUAUUGGUCCUUAGCAAUCUCUCCUCCCAGAUCUGGCAAAGGUUUAGAAACUGGUGCUGUGAAAAGUGGUCCAGAG